This is a messenger RNA of Maylandia zebra (zebra mbuna), 787 nucleotides long. Lineage: Eukaryota; Metazoa; Chordata; Actinopteri; Cichliformes; Cichlidae. The record is from RefSeq and is a predicted model, not a curated record.
CUGCAGGUCACAGACUUUACCGCGGAGGAGGCGCUUCGGUGGUUCUGGAGAUCCUGAAACGAAUCGACAGCAGCGCAGAGAGAACGCUACAGGUGGACAGUCCUCAAAACGUGGUUCCAGUGACGCUGGAGCAUCUGGUGGAUGUACAAUGGCAGACGGAAAGCAUUUUGUGGAUAAACACAGAGUCCAGCUGAUCCAGAGAGUGAGCAACAUCGCACCCAUUUUGGAUGAGCUCCAAGACAAAGAAGUUAUCGACCAAGAACAAUAUGACAAAAUUAGAGCUCUGCCUACCUCUCAGGACAGGAUGAGGGAGCUCUACAGUGCCCUGAAAGCCAGUGCAGCCUGCAAAGACAUCUUCUAUGAAAGCCUUUUGGCAAAUGAGAAAUUUCUCGUUGAAGACCUUUCAAAGAAGUAAAUGUGUUGGGAAAAAAACACAUUUUUAGACCAAACGUACACGAUCUACCUGAACAUAACAUGUUUACAUUAAAAAGGUGGAGAUGUCUUUUCUUUGUGGAAAAUUGUUCUGCUAUGUGGUGCCUUUGCUCCUCAGUGACUCUCCUUUAAUUGAUCCAUUUUACAUGAAACACUUUGGAUAUUUAAAAUUUUUUAUAUUAAAAAUGUAAAUUGUAUCAUUUAAAGAUGAACUGACGAUGUCAUCAGCCAUGUUUUUAUCCAUGACUCAAACUGUCAUAAAUUUAUUUUCAGAUUUCAUUAUCUUCUAUAAAGUAAAACAUAAUGCAAACAUUUAUUGUCCUUAAAAAUAAACCAGAAUUAAACUCGAAGAAUU